AACCGGUCUUAUCAUUCACAGGUUCAUCAUCUAUCUCCCAAAGUCGACUUGAAGUGUGGAAACAUUAUCGAGGUCAAUUGCUGCUAUCUACCAUGAAGCACUCCAUUGUCGCCGCCGCUAUAACCCUUAUAAGUGCCGUAGCUGCCGACUGGCAGUUCAAGUCCCGCCCUGACUUGGCUCCACCACGACUCAACAUCACUAUCCCCGCCGCAAACAACGUUGAAAAGGGCUACAUCUUCAUCUCUCCAUUCGCAGGCUACCCUGAUACCGCAACUGAACAGCAUGGCCCUCGCCAAGCCGGCCCUUACAUCUUCCGCGACAAUGGCGAUCUAGUCUGGUCCGGCUAUGGCUACUUUUCGAUUUGGUCCACCAACUUCCAAGCUGGGAAGUGGAAUGGCGAGGACGUGCUGUUCUGUUUCGAGGGUGAUCAUAACCCUGGAUAUGGGCACGGCCACGGCCACACUACUAUCUUGGAUCAGCAUUAUGAGACUAUUCGUGAGCUCAGAGCUGGUAAUCACAAGCUCACUGAUAAGCAUGAAUUUCAAGUCGUAGGUGAUGAUACCGCGGCUAUUCAAGUAUAUCAGCCGGUUCCACGCGAUUUGACUCCAUGGGGUGCGAGUGAAGACCAGCAGUGGAUCGUGAAUGCGAUUUUCCAGGAGCUUAACAUAACCUCUGGGGAGCUACUCUUCGAGUGGGCCAGUCUGGACCAUGUUACGCCGGACGAGGCAAUCCUACCUAUAAACCCAGGCCAAGCGGGAUCUGGCUACAACUCUUCAGACGCAUGGGACUACUUCCACAUCAACAGCGUCGACAAGAACGAUGACGGCGACUACCUCAUCUCUGCCCGCGAUGCAUGCUCCGUGCACAAGAUCAACGGCACCGACGGGUCCAUCAUCUGGCGUCUAGACGGCAAAAACUCGACAUUCACUCUCGGCGAAAAUGUAACAUUUUGCUUCCAGCACCACGCGCGCUUCCACCCCGAGUUAAAGUCGGUGCAUGAUGGAGACGACAUUGAAAUCAUAUCACUCUACGACAACUCGGCGCAUGGCCCUGAAGACAGUGGUGGCAGCGGAGAAGUACAUACAGCACCUACCAGCAGCGGCAAAAUCCUCAAGCUCAACACCACCUCCUGGACCGCGGAACUCAUACAAGCCUUUUACCCUCCCGAUAAUCUGCGCUCCAAAUCUCAAGGCUCUACUCAGCUUCUGCCCAACGGCAACGUGGUCGUUAACUGGGGUUCAUCUGGCGCCUUGACAGAGUACGACGCCAGUGGUAACGUGUUGUUUCACACCUACAUGGACUCAGACUACCUCGGUCUCGGCGUAGAGAACUAUCGCGGCUUCCGCUAUAAUUGGACUGGCCUACCCAACGAAGACCCUGCGAUUAUCGCUUUGGACAACGAGCACGGGACGACGAUCUAUGUCUCGUGGAAUGGUGAUACCGAGACGGAGACUUGGCGCUUUUACGCUGUUACUGGUAGGGAUGACGAGAGAAGCUUUCUUGGAGAAACGAAGCGGACAAGCUUUGAAACGAGUCUGAAUGUUCCGGACAAGAGUGUUUUGCGCGUGGUGGCUGAUGCGGUUGAUAAGAAGGGAAACGUAAUAAGGUCUUCGGGUAUCGCGGCUUUGGAACCGGAGAUCUUGCCUGCGAAGGUUGGGAAGAAAGCUGCUCCUGCUAUUGUUGUCCAGGAGAAGUCGUAUAUGGAGCUUUAGUUGAGAUGUCGUACAUCUUGAUCUACACAAACCUGGUUUUGACGAAUUGGUAUAAG
This is a messenger RNA of Cucurbitaria berberidis CBS 394.84, 1768 nucleotides long. RefSeq lists its product as uncharacterized. The record is from RefSeq and is a predicted model, not a curated record. Bases 93 to 1712 code for a protein of 539 amino acids. Lineage: Eukaryota; Fungi; Ascomycota; Dothideomycetes; Pleosporales; Cucurbitariaceae. The transcript has 4 exons.